Amoebophrya sp. A120 is the source of this 2990-nucleotide messenger RNA. Lineage: Eukaryota; Dinophyceae; Syndiniales; Amoebophryaceae. The record is from the annotation of a GenBank genome assembly.
AAGCAGGCGCAGGACCCUUGAGAAGCAGUACUGCUCACCUCCCUCGAUAGAUAUUAUCACUCAUUUUGAGCAUUUUACGUGAUUUUUUGUAAAUUGACCGAGGUGGACGGAGAAUCCUUUUCGUUUUCACUGUUUAAGUAAUUUCUUCGCGCCAUCUUGUAAAUACGGAAAAAAGCACUAGCACACAACGAGAGAAGAGCCAUGCUGUCGCUGAACCGAUUCCGAUUAGCGAUGUCCGUCUUCCUCGUCGUGCUUUCCGUCUUCGGGACAGUUUCAACGGCUGCUUCACCACGCUCCCGUUCCGGUGACUUUUUCGAUCUUCAUUUCAUCGACGGAGCGCAAUACCCGCUCGCCCGUUGUCUGGACGGGUCUUUGCCGUAUUUUUACAUCUCCAGACCAGCGGUGGAUGAAAAAUCAUUGGCACCAGCAGCAUCUGCGGGAGCAGCUCCUGCAAGACCAGUCGCUGAUACAACAACCGACAAGAAGAGAAAUUUCAUUUUCUACCUCGAGGGCGGCGCGUGGUGCGAGUCGGUGGAAGAUUGCGUCGCGCGGUCGGAAACGUACCUGGGCUCCGGAAAAUUUCUUCCGGAAAAACACGAGAACGUGUUCUUCCCCGCCAGAACUUCGGGCAUCAUCCCCUACCUGGACAGCGACUGCGAGGAAGUAAAUCCGGAGUUUUGCGAGUUCACAAAAGUGAUCAUUCACUACUGCGACGGAAACAGCUUCACCGGCCAGCGGAAAGAUGUGGUGGAAAUCGCCGAAGAUGGUGAAGAUGCAGGAGAAGUUAUGAUGACAUCAAAAUUAUCGUCCACUUCUGCUGAUGUGAAAAGGAAAACUACAAAAGUGCUAGUAGAUCAGCACAAACUAGCCUCCGCUCGGGCGAUUUACAAAAACCUGCAGCAAGAGUACAGAGGGUACGCGAAGGCACUUAUUAAGAGGAAAAAUCCCCCCUCCCCAUAUCGAAAAGGUAUCUUUCCGGAAAUUUGUGUUGCUGAUUUGCGACCUCAAAUCACGUCUGUCUUGCAAGAAGGCAACUCCACAAGCUCCGAAGCAUUGUGCAGGCGGUUUGUGAUGCUGAUGGGCCUACAGCGCGGACGUUUCUCAUACUAGACGCCUAGGCCAGAGCCUCUCUACUUUGGCUUAGUAUGGGGCUGCAUUCGUCUCCAGCAAGACAAAUCUUAUUUGUGUACGCAAAUCCUGCGUCAGAAGCUUCGUUUUGAUAUGGGGAGGGGGGAUUUUUCCUUUUGAUAGCACUCGGCGGCUUAGUGAAGCUGAAUCCUUCCGUCGACGGCGAGAGUGAUGUUAUUGGGGAAGCAGAACAGACACAGAAUCGUGAAAGAAAAGGAAAAAUAAAGCUCUACUUCCGCGGUCGCUACAUCCUGGACGCUGUGAUUGAAUCGGUGCUCACGACACUGUCCGCUCCUCCGUCGGCCCCGAAAGGAAUGAGCAGCGAAGUUGUUUUGCCUCCCGUCCAACCGCCAAAUAGUACAACAAAUGCUAAUAUCGGCAGCGUCCUCCUUGCCGGUUGUUCUGCCGGGGGUUUAGCAGUUUUGUUGCAUGCGGAUCGAGUGAAGGAGAAGUUUUUUAAUAACUUGGAAAUCAAGUUCCGGGCAGCGAGUUUUUCCGGGUGGUUUAUGGACGUGCAGACUGUGUUUCCGAAGCAAUUGGAAGAUCCAGAUUCUUCGGAAAACAAGAACAAGCCUCCAACUACCCCGCUCGUCCAGAAACAAGCGACCGCUGCGGUUUUGUUACACGACUCGUUUCUCCCGGGGAAUUGUGUGGAAGCGCAGAGGAGGAAGGGAAGAGAUCCAAAUCGGUGCAUUUUCGCCGCAAUAGCCUAUCCGGAAACGGAGAGUACGAUCUUCGUUCAAAAUUCCGCCGUCGAUGCGUACCAGAUCGAGGACAUCUUGACGCAGACCGACACGCUCUUCGGAGUGUAUGCGAUUGCAAAUACGUCCAGGUCUGGAAUAAACAAGUUGUGAUGCUAUGAAACGAAUGAAAAACCGACUCCAGUUGUACGCGGCCACGUAUAGGAAAUUUCUGGGCGGUAGUUCUGUGGUCGUAACUCGCAAGAGAAGUCAUGUUUUAGUUUUUGCAUGAGAAAUCAUGCCUGCUGCACUCUUCCAUAAUUAAAAAAUCAUACAUUUUCGGGUACCAGGCGGGUUCAGCAUGACAAGUUUUCCAGACCCAGACAUUUAUUUGCAAUUGAUAGACUGUCAAGCCCUACGACGGAGACGAAAACAACUACUUCCGUCUUCACCUCCUGGGCCCUCUGCACGAAAGAUUUGGAGUACUGCGAUGCGGCAAAGAUGACGGUCCUCCGGGAGUUCGAGACUGCUCUGGUGAAAAGUGUGGUGCAUGCGUUUGGCCUGAAGGAAAAAAGACUGAAAAAUAGAGACAAAGCUGAUAAAAGCACUACAUUCAUUUUCUCCGACGUCUUUUUCCUCGACAGCUGCCUGCGCCACUGCGAAAGUGAGACGCUGCCUCUUUGGAUGAACGUGAAACUUGGCGCGGAACAAGAACAUCAAAUGCAGGAUGACUCCAGUUCAACACCUUCUGUGCAACAAAACAAAAACACCGCAAAUUAUUAUUUUUCCCUGCAACAGAGCAUGAGCAAUUGGUGGAGAGGACAGGGAGUCGGAACUUUUGAAACUAUCGGGACCACAACAUUUUCGGUGAGCCAAAACAGUCAAUAUCCAUUCCACGUGCUGCCCUGCCUUGUGAGCAACACGACGCGACCGCGGCAGUGCGACAGACAGUGCUACGACGGUGUCUCAACAGGAAACGGGAGGGAAAUCUUCUCCGAUGACGCACCACAAGUGUUGGAUGUUUUGCGCUGGUUAUUUUUUGGUGGACACGACUUUUUCUGGGGGUGAUUUGAAACUCUACGUAAUUUGUACGCGGCAAGCACAGAGGCCAAAUGCCGAGGAACGAAGUAAAGACGGGAAGUUCUCAUAAGCAAUAGCACUUCGUGCAACGAGAAGUUGGCC